AAAAAAUCCACCACAGAAUUGUUUGGUGCUCGAGGUGAGGUACGAUGUCAUGUAGCAUCAUUGCCAGUAUUCAACCAGCAAAACCAGGUUAGCCUUUCUUCUUCAAGAGAUAAAUUCUCUAGAAUUCGAAUCUCCGGACCCAAACUUCUCAUUAGAGCAACAGAGAAUCCUUUACACAACAUUGAAACAAAUACUCGCUAA
Loa loa (African eye worm) is the source of this 201-nucleotide messenger RNA. RefSeq lists its product as hypothetical. The transcript has a single exon. The record is from RefSeq and is a predicted model, not a curated record. The annotation marks the transcript as partial. Lineage: Eukaryota; Metazoa; Nematoda; Chromadorea; Rhabditida; Onchocercidae.